Molecule: messenger RNA, 1710 nt
Organism: Cyprinus carpio (common carp)
Lineage: Eukaryota; Metazoa; Chordata; Actinopteri; Cypriniformes; Cyprinidae
Source: RefSeq, a predicted model, not a curated record
AUUGCUUUUAUUAAAUGUGAACGAUGGUCUAUUAUUGAUAUGAUGUUGCUGUGAAUUAAAAAUGAAAUGUUUUUCUCUUUCCUUAUCUUCAAACUUGCAGCGUUAUGGAUUUGCAGUCUAUGGAGAGUGUUGUUGGGUCUCUAAAUGAGGGGAUUGUCUCUAUCUGUAACAUCUCCAAGUCUCUCUUGGAUGCACAAGUUGAUCGCAGCACACGCAUGUGCAGUAAUAAUGGACAAAUCAGGAUGCAUGUGGAGCAUAUGGAGCAUGCUGAGCAGUGCCUGGAAAACUCAGAAACAAUGAUUAAGGAAAAACUAAAAUAUUUAGAAGAAUGCAUGGAGCAACUUAUUAAAGAAAAAGAAAAUGCUGAGCAGCAGAACAAAGAAAAAUGCAAUGCCAUGGAUGAAUUACACAAUGAGAAGAACUCUGCUGAAGAAUCAUUAAAGAAUUCUAAAGCAGCUUUGGAACAGGCUGAAAAAGAUGAACUACAAAGACAGCAAGCUAGACAUAACACUGGCACAGGUGUAACAAUUGGAGGGGCGGCAGUGGCUGCAGUACCAAUUAUCGGAUGGAUUCCUGGUGUAAUAAUGAUGUCUGUGGGAGCUAGUGAAAUUGUUAAGGCUUCAAACGCUAUCAGGGAAGUUGAAAAUGAGCUAAAAAAACUGGAGUCCGAGGUGAAUGAGAAGAGCAUGAAGGUGUCUGAUUACCAAUCCAAGAUCGCUACCAUACAGAAUGAGACUGAAGAGACAGUUGAGUUGCUAAAUAAAUUGGAGAAGGAGACUGAAGAGGUGAAGCAGCAUCUACAGUUCACAGCUGAUAUUCAGGAAACGGUCAGGAGAGCUGUGACCCUUCUGACUGUUCUUAAUGAAAGUCUCACUGUAUUGGAGAAACAAACUCAGAGCUUCAUCCUCUGGGAGCCUGUGAUAAAUGCCAUGGAAGAUGUGAUAAAGGCAGCAGAAAAUGUUGCAGAGAAUCGUCUCCUUUAUAGUCAGGGUUUACCAGGCUUCAUAAAUACUUUGAGGGAGAAUAUUGGAGGAAUACGGGCUUUAUGCAACUCUCCCAAUAAUUCUGAACAUGACCUCUAUUACUAAUCAUCAUCUAAUUAAUACCUAGAAACCACUUUACAUAAGCACCUUACAGUGCUUAAUAAUAAUUGAUUACAUAUUCUAAUAAAUAGCAUCACCACCACCAUUACAAGUAAAUCACUUUGAAGAGCAUUAAAAGUGACCAGCAGACAGUGACAGAUAUGUGUUUUCACACAGAACAAUUCAUGUGUAAAACUUAAAAAAUGAUGCUUCAACAGGCAGUUACAAGUUUAUCAAUCAUUAUAAAUUUGUCUCCCUACACUUUAGAUUUUAGAACAAUAAAGUGUUUCUUUGAAUGCUGUUUACCAUGCCAUUGUUUCUAUUAAUUAAUUUAAAAACAGCAUAUUGUACUGUACAAGGUCAAAUAAAUCUGUUCGUAGUAAGAAUAACAAUGGCAAACAAAAUGUCAAUUAACAACAGACUUGAAAAAGACUGCAAUGCCCCUUUGAAUCAUCAUUAAGAAAAUUUGAAAAACACUGAUUGUGUUACACCAGUAUGUCUAAAAUCCUGUACUGACCAGCUGGCCCCCAUCUUCACACAGAUCUUCAGCAGAUCACUGGAGCUGUGUGAAGUCCCUUCAUGCUUCAAACGCUCCACCAUCAUCCCCAUCCCAAAGAAAUCCAAAAUU